Messenger RNA from Pocillopora meandrina, 20803 nucleotides. Lineage: Eukaryota; Metazoa; Cnidaria; Anthozoa; Scleractinia; Pocilloporidae. The record is from the annotation of a GenBank genome assembly.
AUGAAAAUGAGUGAUUACCCUAAAGAUUCCUCUGCUGCAUCUGAGAAACGACGAUCAUGGAGCUGGCGGAGACGAGAAGGGCUGGUAUGACGCGAAUAUAUUUAUUAGCGACUUCAUUGUGAUAUAUAACUAAUUAUAAAUAUUUGUGUUCUUGAAUCAAAGUUAUACAGACUUUGUCCAGCGUUCGUUCGUUCUUCGAAAAGUUUAAAAUUCAGUUAGCUAGAAUUUAAAAACCAGAUAAAUGUCUAAAAAGAACUUUUGUACGAUGUAUCCCAAUCGAAUUCUCCUUUGAUUUGCUUAUCGUGGCCAUCUUUGCUUCCAACUUCCAUGGAAAAGAGAAAGUGCUGUUUGCAUUAAAGAUCGGAACUUAUGACAACCUUUUACUCCUCCUUAUAAAACUGCCCUCACGGAAUUCAAGAUAGUAGUUAAACGAAUGCAUCGAGUUGUCCUAUCAUCUGUAUCCAAUCAGUUGUAUCCUAUCAGCUUUCAGCUGUAUCCUAUCAGCCAUCAGCUGUAUCGAAAAUGUCAGAAUUUCCAAAUUGCUUAUUUAUUAAAAGCAAUAAACUGAAUACAAAUUAAUCAAUUUUGAUUUAAUAUGAACACUUGGUAUCAAUUUUCUUUGAUCAAUGGGAUUGAUGGAUAUUAUUAAUUGUUAUUAAUUUUUCUCAGUAAUUAUUGCAACAUGUGUCAAUAACUAUUUGCUAUUAAUACAUUGCAAAGUCGUAUAAUGAUCAUAUCCUAAUAGAUAUCCCAUUGUUAACUAAAUAUGCAAAAUUUCUCUUCCGCAUUGUUUUUAUCAGUGAUUGCGAUAUAUCAUUAAGUCUCAUAUUUCACAUUGACCAAUCUCUUAAAUACAUCAAUAUUUGGGAUGACAUUUCAUUUCUGGCUGGUCCAAAUUUGCCAUUUUGAAAUAAUUAAUGUGUAAUUUUUUCAUUAAAUCACCCACUUUGUCCAAUUUACCUUUAGUUUUAAAACAUCAAAGUUGAUUUUAUAAAAAAGGUUGUGGUUAUUCAUAGUGCUGAAUAACAAUAAAAAGCUAAGUUUUUCUUUUGUCUCCUGAUAUAGUCACAUGUGAUGUAGAUCGUGAUGUUUCGACUGUAUACUGCUCACCUGAAGAAGACCAGCAGUAUGCAGUCAAAACGUCACAAUCUACAUCACAUGCGACUACAUUGUGAGACAAACAAAAAACUUAGCUUUUUAUCAAAGUUGAUAUCUAACACAAAUUACGUAAUUUAUGAUUCUUUAAUUUCUCAGGGAGAGAGUGAAGGUGAAAUUGACCUGGAUACCUUGGAGAUUCUUUGUGAAGUACAAGAAGUAAGUCAUGGUGUUGGACAGCCAUCUAACAAUUUAGUGAAGAGAUAUCAAAAUGAAUUGUGCCUACCGUAAUUUGGUAUCAUAUUGUUGCUUAUACAUUCUUUCAAGUUUUAGCAGAGAAUGUAGGCUUUCAUUAGUAUAUGCACAGAAACAAACAGAAUUUCCAAUAAUCAUAGCAUGAUUAAGCUUGAGAGAGCAGAAAAGAUAUUGGAAGGGCUAAUAAAGUGAAAUGAGGAAAAACUUGGAACAGUGCUAAGGAAAGAGUAUGUUAGUGCAUGACUAUACAAAAAUGGUUCUUGGUAGCUCAUAGUGGUAAACCUUUUGAUGCUAUUGGGUGGAAGACAAAAUUUGAAAGUUUUUAUAUUUUCUAGAAAAUUAAUUUUGUAGGAGAAAGAAUGGUUUAAAGCAGCAAGGGAAUAUUGUCAGUGUGGGGAUGAGGACAAAACACUUAGGCUUUUAAACUUAAGCGUGAACAUUUUGCUUGGUAGGCAAGGAAUUAUCUGAUCUCUGUUGCCCUAUAGACAUCUUAAGAAUGUUUCUCCUAGUGGUUCUUAGGGAAGUUGUUACAGGCUUUAACCAUUUCACUCCCAAUUUCUCAGUGGUAAUUCUCUUUACUGUCUGCCAUACAAUUCUUAUGAUGUUAGUUGAGAGACUUUGGUAUUGGAUCAACUAAUAAUCCCCUUAUAUAAAUAAAUUUUUCUUCAUCCUUGUCACUUGUUUGCUUGAUAUUGUAUUGAUAUUGUGAGGAGAAAUUCUGCCUUGGUCUCUGAUGGGAAUUAAAAUGUUAGGGCAGGUUUCCUUUUGGGGUUAUUAGUUGUAUAGACAGUACUUUUCAUUGCGUUGUUAUGUUAUAGAAAACAGAAGAAGGAUCACUUGGACUCAGCUCUCAAGAGGCACUGAAAAGACUUUUUGAUGCCAUCCAUGAUGAGUUAGCAACUUUUAGAGCAGUGAACCAGUGUACAUGGAGAAGUGAUCUUUGGAGUACACUGAGCGACAAUCAUCACUUGCCUAUAAGCUUUAUCAGUCUUGCAUUUUUAGUGUUUGAGUUUCUGGUAAUGGUGAUGUCAUAUGCCAUCAGUGAUAAAACAAGGAGGUGAGUUUCUAAUCUUAACCUCUUGUGAUAAAGAAUGAUUGAUAAAAAAUUUCUCUUAACAUUGAUAUGAAAAAAAGAUGUUUUCUGUCUUGUCACGAGCAUGGGACAAAGAAAAAAUUAUCAGUCCCCAUGAGGAAUCAAACCUCAGACCUUCUGAUUCUGUGCUUUAAUGCUCUACCACUGAGCCACAGAGACUCCACAGUGAGCGAGGUCUAUUACAGAGUUCAUAUUAUCAAUAUGUUGGCAAGCAGACAGGGAAUGAUGAUACAGAAAAAUCACAUCAAUGGGAUUAACCUUCUCUCACUUAAAUGGGUGGAUGUCUGGAGUCUCCAGGAGCCUCUUUUGUCUAGCCAGCCACUAUUUAAAAUGUUAUUUCCCUGGCUGGUGGAUCUCCUCAACUUAGCCAUGAGCCCCUAUUUCAGACUCUAAGGAAAAAACAAAGGUGUAGUAGAUUGGUGUGGGCUAAGAAUCAUAUGCCACAAAACCCCUGGCCCCAGACAAUGCUAUCCAACAGAUAAAUUGCUAUCCAGUGGAUUAAUGCUAACAAAACAUACUGUACUUACUAUACACUGGAUAGAGAUUUAUCCACCUGAACCCCCAACAACCCCCACCUGACUUCGCAAGAACUCAAAGUUCCAGUGGUACCUGUAAUGAAGAUAAACCAUUCUUGUGGGCUUGCACUCAGGAGAUUGCGAUUGAAUGAGAAAUCCUAGUAAAUCUGAGGUGUUUAAUUAGGUCAAAUUGCAUGCAGCUGAAUAAGAAUGUAUUAAUAGCAUUAGACAGUCAGAAGAAGCAAUAAGUGUUUUUAGUAUACUGAGAGGUGUGUGAAAAUCCUAAUUGUCUGUUGGAUUUAGCAGUUUUUUUCUUGUACUAAGACAGAACACUGAUAGUGCUUUCUCUUUUUUCUUUGCUGUAGCCUUCCACUGAUAGAAGGAAUCAUUGUUCUGUUACUGACAGCUGUUAAUUUGAUAUUGUGUGUACGAGAGGAAAGACUAAGAAGAACAGAGAUGAUCAGAAGUACUCAGGAGUUGCUUAACAGCUGCAAUGGUGAGAAACACUCAAAUCAAAAGUGGCCAAAAAAACCCUAAUUUUUAGUGACCUUUAACCUGAUUAGCUUGCUAUUGUGGACAGUGUUACACUGUACAGAACCCUCUUAACAGACAAUAGAAGUUCUGAGCAAAGUCUAAUGAGGAAAGGAUGGUCAUUGCAUGAAAGCAAAAAGCAAUACAUGUUUCUUGUGCAUGACAAAGGAGCAUAGUCAUGACAGCUAAAUUUGACAUUAAUCUCAAGUCUUUUUGACCCAUCUUUGUCGUUUUUAAUAAAGUAACAUCCAUCUCCACAGCUUGCUGCAGCUGGAUGCCAUCUGAUUAUGUUGAUCCCUGCACCCCUCCCUCUCUUUCAAUCUCACUGGCACAUGCCUACAGAGACAAUGAACUGGUCAGUGUCCCCGUUAACCUCCUUGUUCAGGGUGAUGUGGUGGUGUUAGGACCAGGUCACACUGCUCCUGCACAAGUGCAGCAGGUAGGGUUGUCUAGAUCAAGACAUUGAUCAAUAGGGUUCUGUGUUUUUUUUCCUUCUAGUGAUGCACAACUAGGUUGUUUUGUGUGGCAAAAUAUAGGAAUGUAUGCAAACUUCUAGAGAGGAAAGCUGGGUUAGGGUCGUGGAUGCUUAUCUUGAUUUUGUUAGCAUGAAGCAAUCAGGAUUAUUGCUUAAUAUUGUGUAAAGGCAUGCUAGUCCAUCACAAAAAGGGUGAAACUUUCCUUCUUUAUUACCAACUGAAUUUGGACAAGACCUAGUAAUGUUUUGGCUUCUUUUGUGACAGCUCCCCUCAGAAUUUACCAACAGAGGGCCAUUAUUUGUUCUUGAAGAAGGUCAGGUGUACCAUCCUGUUACACAGAGUGGCUCCAGUAAGUCAAAACUUAUAACUUCUAUACAUUACAGCCUGGUGUAUUGAACAAGGAAAAAUGCUAUAGUCAGAGUAGAUUUACACUCAAAUUUUCCUUGGCAAGUGCCCUUGCAUUAAAAAAAAAAAUUACGCAGUAAAUGUAACUUUCUGAGGGAACACUUACCAGAGUAGAGUUCCUCUUUGCCUUUACACCCUAACAUCAGUAUGCAUAUUCUCCAUACUGCUCUCUAUGCAUUUUCUAUGAUAUUGACUUGAGAAUUUGUUAAACAAUCAAGAGCUUCUAAAGUUGGUGAUCAUCUCCUCUAUUCUUAUGACCUCUAUGUUUGAUUCAAGUGUGAUAUGGUAGGGAGAAAUUGGAUACUGAUCACCUCUUCGGUCACCUGAGGUUGAAGGAUUAAGUUCUUGAUAAUUUCCUUUUCAAGUGUCUUUGUCAAUUCAUCUGUAUUUCCAGGCCUUCUAUGGGAAUGCUUUCCAUUAUUUUGGCUCAGGUUCUCUGUUCUGUUUGUUAUUUUGCAGGUGAUGGUAACAGAGGAACUGGUGUACAACCAUCUCAGCCUCAUCCACGUGAAAAGUUCCUUGUUACAGAAAGUCCUUUCAAACAAAAUCUCAGGUAACUUCUGUUGCAAAGGUAGGGAAGUAUUACUGGCUGAAUCUCAAAUGAGAGAUUAGUACAAAGCUUUCAGAAAGUCCCUUAGAUGUCAACAGGAUAUUCAUUGUUUGUGAUAGUUAAAGGUUUACACGCACUUAGCAGCCCACCAGUUCUAGAGCUUGUCAUUGUUUUUGUUACCAUGAGAUGUCUGGGAGCAUUAUUACCCUCCCUCCCCUGGAAAGGAUAUUGGUUCCUCACAUUUCACCCUAUAGCAACUUACCAAGGUUUUCUUGUCAGGUUACCGCGACCAUUCUCCUUCCCCCCCCCCCCCCCUUCCUCCCCUAGGUUAACCUUUUAACUCCCAUGAGUGACUGAGACAGAAUUUUCUUUACAAUAUCAAUAAAAUAGCAACCAGAUAAUUGAUGAAUAUAAAGAUAAAUAUCAAUUUGGGGAUAAUUAAUUGAUCCAGCACUAAAUUCUCUGAACUAAUGUUAUAAGAAUUGUAUGUUUGACAGUAAGGGGAAUUACAAAUUUGAUCUGGGAUUUAAAGGUCUAGGAGGUGCAUAAUUAGGGAGAGCUAAGUGUUUUGCCUAUGAGCACAACACACCACAACACCUAAACCUGAAUAGGCUUCACCUGCUUCUCUUCAUGUGGAGUGCAGCAUAUUAUCCAUUAAGCCACCAAUUCAUCGACUAAUACUAAUACUGGAUGAAUUUUUUUUAAACAGAACAAUUCUAAAUAAUUCUCUGAAGAGGCCAAUUAGCAUCAUUGGAAAUGAAAUGCAUUAUAUCACAAGUACUAUUAUAGACAAGAAACUUUUGUUUGCAAUUUUGGUAAGUUAGAAUGUAUGUUGAAUUUAUUGGGUUUCUAUUAUGUUUGUAUUAUACCUUACACUGUAAACUGCAAUUGGUGGAUUCUGAAGGACUCCCUUCCCAUAGGAAAAAACAGCUUUUAUAAAGUGUUACUGAAUUUGUUACAGAUAUUUUAUUGCUUUUCCUUCUUCUUGCAGGUGUUAUCUUUGACCGUAAAUAUUUUAAGGACAAUUUUUCUUAAAAGUGAAUCAGGGCACUGGAGUGAAAUGAUUCUUUUACUGCAGGUAGGACAAACUUGAACAAACAUUUACAAGUCAGAUUUAAAAGUAUCUUGCCUAUGAACAAAACACAAAGACUUGGCUGGGUCCAAAUCUGCACCUUUGGUCAUAGAGUUCACACUAAAUACACAAGGCCACGUCUCCUACACGGAAUUAUUGGCCCAGAAUGAUUUUUUUUCUGGUACUUUAUAAUAUCAGUACCAGAAAAAAGAUCAAAGUUGCACCAUUUAAAGUUCAUAUCAUUUUUAAUUGAUAUUAAUAUCAAUUAAUGAUGUGAACUUUAAAUGGUGUAACUGUUUGAUAUGAUAUAACUGAUGCCACCAACUAAUUGCAAGAAAACACUCGCCUGAGAAAGUUAACUUGGGGUACCAGUGAUGUCUCUGUGAUCCUGUGUGCAUUUAGUUUCCCUCCACCCCUAAAAAACUUAAAAUAUCUAUAUUCAACAACCACUAAUAUUACUAUGGACUAUCAUAUGGCUUUUCAAGACAGUAUUUACUUUUAAAGUUGUCUUGAUUAUUCAUCUUGUACUUCUUGAGAGGGAACCUAAGUUAAAAGCUUUAAAUGGGUUUUUGUUAGGUUUCCUUGCCAUUAAAUGUUUUUUUUUUUUUUUUUUACCAAUUUCAGUAAAUUUUUGUAAUUCUUUAUGUAAUGGUAAAUAAAAUCAAUCAUUAACUUAAGCCUUCAUGUUUUGCUAAAUGAUAAUCAAACCUCAAAUCAACAACUUUUAAUGAGUAGUUAAAGAGAAGGGAGUGUUUAUUUUGUUGGAGGAAAAUUGAUUUUGGUUUAAUCUAGCUUGCAGCAAUUUUUAAGCUGAUCUGGUAAUGUCAAUCAUGUGUAUAUUUCCUGAUUUUUUUCUUUUUCAGGGUUACACCAUCUUGCCACUCCUGCCAAUUUCUUUUCCGGUUGUAUGGAUCUGUUUAAAUCUUUAUGGAACAGCACGAAUUCAAGUGUUAUUUACACAGUUAAAGGAGAAAGAAGAUGUAAGUAUUUCAAUCUGGUUGAAAAAGGAAAAAAAGUACACCAUCGGGGUAGAAUGUGGAAGAAUUCAUGGGUCCCCUUUUAGUAAAGCUGGAUAGUUCUCUCCUCUAUAGCAAAUGAUUCGUUUUGUAAAAAAGGGUGUUAACUUGUUCAGGGUGAGAACAACAGCUAACGUAUUCCUCACCAGACAAGGAUGCAUGCUCUUGUUAGAUAGUGAGAUAAUUUUUUGAUUUGGUUAUACAAAUGCAAUGCUCAGUUGGAACACAAGGUACAAUUUCUGUUUUAAGCUGUUUUAAGUAAGAUUGUAAAAUUCAAAGGAGAACAAUUUGAUUUUGGAAUUCAGUCUUAUGAUAAAAUGAGAAUUGUAUUUGGUUUCAAAGAGAUUAACUGCUGUGGCUAAAUUUGUCAUUUUAUUUGUAAGAAUCAGAUUUCCUGAAAGUAUGACUUCUGAUUUUUUUUAUAACUACAUUUUUAUUUGUUUUAUGGCAGCCAGCAAAUGAAAUAGCUCUAAAAGAAGUAUUGUGUUGUUUUUGGAAGAAUUUUUUGGGUGAUCCAUCCAGUUUGCCAAGGACUACUAGCCUUUUAGAAAUCCUUGGAAGUGUUACUGUGAGUAUGGUAGAUAUGUAUGGAGGUCAUAAUGUGGGGUCAAUUUGAUUUUAAUUGAUUGUUGUUAUUUUGGGCCAAGUUUUUGUCUUCAGAAUAUUUGUAAUGAAUGAUUUAACCCUUUCCAAAUAGAAGGAAAAGAAAUUGUGUAGAGGUUCGUCAUGAAAUUGCAUGAUUAGCAUGCUCAUAGUUUUUCAGAAGUGGCAUUUUUGAACAAAAUGUAAUGUUUUUUAUGGUUUUUGCUUUUUACAGUUUAUCUUACUACUUAAUAUGGAGAGAUAAGACGGUGAUGAAUUAGGAGCUUUAGAAAUUGAUGACUACUUAAGUGUAGAUUUCAGAUUGUCAUAAGAAUGGAAUAAGUAACUUGUAGGAGUUGAUGAGACAAAACCUAUAUUUGAUGGGAUGCUCUUGUUGAAAGUUGACUGGCUGUUAUUUCAAGCCCUGACACUCAAUUCCAGCUACCCAGUUGUGUAAUGAAUGACUUUGUUUUAGAAUGUUACUUAGACUUGAUGUCAUCUAGGCUCGUGAUCUAUCAGUUCAACAAAUGAUUUCAGUGCAACAUGUGCGGUGACUGUGAAAUUCUAUUCUGGUUUAUUGUUAAUUCCAGGUGUGGUGCUGUGUUGAUAAGGAAGGUAUACUGUCCUUACCCAAUCCCUGUGCUGAAAAAGUGUUCUUCUUGAAGAGUAAAAAGCACAAGACAAAAGAAGAGUCAGCUGGUCAGGCAAAGGAGAGAAAGGAGAGUGUUUGUACCUGGGAAAGUGAAAUAAGCAGAGUUUCAUCGAGCCAGGAUGGCCAAGAAUCCUCUGAUGAAGAAGAUGAUGAUGAUGUUUCUGCAUCUGUUGAGGAUUCUGAAUCUGUGGGUGAGGUUUAAUUCAGUUAUUUGUCAAAGAUAAGGCAGUACAUCUAGGUGAAGGAGGAACUAUUUUCAGGUGGAUGCAAACCCUGAGGAAAAAGGGCCUAGAUAUUUAAGUAGCCUAUACUUUUGGAAUUUUUUCUCUCUUUUUUUGGAUGUGAACAAGUGAUCACAACACCUGAAAAAUUUUAAGAACUUUGGCUUUGGUUCAGUUUCAGAAUCAGUGUGCAUGUAGAAGGGUCAAAUUAGAAUGAUACACAUAAUAUAAAUAAAUGUAUGAAAAGGUGUGCAAAUUAAUAUGUCGCAAAGCUUUUGAAACUCACUCAAUCUUAAUCUGAAUUUCAGAAAAAAAUUGGAACCACUGUUUGAGAGGACACAGGGAGGUUCUCAACUUGUCUUCUGAUCCAGAGGUAUGUUUGAGAUAGCACCAUGUGAAAUGUCUUGUAUGAUGAUAGUGAAGGUUGCAAUAGCUAGAUAAUGUACAAGGUUGUAUUUUUGAUUUACUUUUUUUGUAUUAAAAAAUAACUCUAUGUUAGUAUGUAGAGUGGUAUGUUGCUACAUCAAUCAGACCACUGCAUUAGGGUAACCUAUGUGUGAGUCUAUUUCAGAUAAAUUAAAAGAUUUAUUUUUUUACUUUCUCCUAAAGUUAUUUAUUAGUAAUAAAUUGUUUUGAAAGUUGUGCUCUUUUCUUUUUCAAAAAUGAAAACAUGUGAUAUAAAAUGAGUCCCUCCUAAACCCGCCCAGCCAAGAAAAUAACUCUUGCAUGCACACCAUGUAUACCUGUGUAUAUUUAUUAUCAAUAUUUUCUUGUAAACUACUUUAAAAUUAAUUGUGUUUCUUGUUCAUUCUUUUGUUUAGAGUCAGUUUGGACUGAGAUUUGAUGACAUUAGAUGGCAGAAUCAUAUCAACUCUCUCAAACCUUUGGUAUGACUAAGUUAUUAAGUUCUAACUUACACACAAUUAAUUUCUUACAAUUCAACAAAUUUAGCCUGGAUGUAACAUUUUCCAUGUAUCCGAAAAAUAUGUACCCCAAUGAGAUUAAAAUUUGCCAGUUAUCAGGUUUUUUUUAAAAUGAGGGAAAGUCGCAGGAAUUAAAAUUAUCACUGACAACUAACCUUUUAAACACUUAGAGUGACCAGCAUCUAAUUUCUCUUCCCAUUAAUACUGCUGAAUCAUACAUUAAGGUCCUGAAAAUAAAGAAAAUUAUCUCCAACCUGAGAAGCUUUGAUCAUUAAACCAAUUCUCCUUGUCAGUAAUAAGAGUAUGGAGAAGAUGGGUAUUGAUGUUAGGAUGAAAUUAGUUAAAAUGAAAGCCCAGCAUCCAGAUGUUUUUCUUGGAUUAAUAAGAUUCCUGUCCAUUAUAAACAUUGAUAUAAUUUGAUUUUUAGCUGUCCAGGUCAUAUCAGUAAUUUCAAUGUUUUCCCCUUUCAGGGUCUAAACAUUCUACUUAAUUCAUGCUGUAAAUCUCCUGUGAGAUGCUUACGGUUUGCUGACCAUACUGGUCUCUUGUCUCUUUCCUACAACUCAGUUCCUUUGCCUUUCUUUAGAAGGUAUUGUUAGUUUUUUUGUUUAUCCAGAAUGUAGAUUUGUUAAUUAGUUUUCAUGAUGUUCUAUAAGUCCCCAUCAUGAUUGCUAGAGCUUCCAUGCAAUGAUUUCAAAUUGUCAUGCAUAUCAGUAACAUGACAUCAUUGUAAUUUAUAAGAAAGGAAAUAUUUGAUGACUGUUAUUGUUUAACACCCACCUCUGGUAACAGAACUACAUGGAAAUACUCAUCUUUCAUGAUAUACAGAAAAUAAGAAAUUUAACCUCACAUAUUAAAAAUCAUCUUUACAUUAACAACAUCAUAUCUAGGUAUAUUCCUCAAUUUUAGCACUAAUGGCUUUCUAUGGACAAUUUUUGUAGAUGUCUGUGUCUCCUUGGUAAGGAAAUAGGCUUUAUGGAACGUGCACUUCAGCUCUUCAGCAAGCAAAAAUACAUUUUUGCUGUACAGUCUCCUAUUGUAAGUAAAACAAAACUUGGUGAUAUAGCUCAAGGCUGAGCUUUAGUUGAGGUAUCAAUGUUCAAGAAAGAUGUUUUUCAUCUUGUCACGAGGGUGGAACAAAGACAAAAUUCUGAGUCCCAAACCUCAGACCUAUGGAUUCCUUGCUCCAAUUCUCUACCACUGAGCCACAGAGACUCUGGUGAACAAAGCCCAUUAUUUCCCUCAGUAAUUAAAACAGUGAACCUAUUUUGCUUUUCUACAUUUUUUUUUUAAUUUAGUGCUGUAAAAGUUGCCAAAUUCUUUUUUGACCAACUGUGGUUUCUCUUCAGAGAAGGAUUUUAAGCUAGUAGCAUUUAAGGAGGGAAUUUUUGUGUUUAAUGACAUUGUUUUCUCUUACUUUUCAGAAUUCCACUUUAAGAGUACCCAUUCAUUCCCACUCAUUCUUAUCCAUUUCAAAAGAGAGGCCCAUUCCUACCAUGGUUUGCCUUAUCACGAAAGAGAAUAAUUCUGGUAUGUUACAGCAUCAGUUGUAAUAGAGUGCUUACAAUAUUAACUAAGAAAACAACUCAAGUUAAAAUUUUGAACUAGAAGACCAGAAGACUAUAGCUUCCUGCCUUGUGGGUCACAUGGGUCACACCACCCUUAUCCAGAUCCUGAUGAUAUGUAAGUGUUCUGUCACUUAAGUGUCUCAAUUCAUUCCUAAGGUUCUCUGCAGCUUCUUACCCAGGGAUCCGCUGACAUUGUUCUAGAUGCCUGCACUGAUUAUUGGGAUGGAUCAAGUCUUUGUCCAGUCACAGCAUUUGAGAGGUACAUUGAAGAUUGAAUGAUGAUAAGUGAUGAAGUAAUUGUUUUCCUAAGAUCAGUUAAUCAUAAUUACUGGAUAGGUAUGAGAUAAUGAUAUCACAGAUGUGUUUAUUUCUUGACCUCAGAAAGAAAGUACUUGACUUUUAUCAGAGGAACAGCAUGUCAGCAUACUGUGUUGCAUUUUCUUAUCGUCCAGUCACUGAGGUAGGGAGUCUUGAUAAAUUUCAACAGUUCACUUUUAUUUUAAUUAUGGUAAGAAAAUAAAAUUAAUUAAGAGGGAAGUGUUACAUGGAAAACAUCUUGAACAGAAAUUUCAAUACUGAAAAACAGUUUGACUAGAACUCUUUCUCAAUUUGUAUGUAUAUUUUAAUGAUCUUUAAUUUGCUCCAUAAAUGUGUUUAAAUAUUUGUUGAUGCAAAUUGGAAGUAAUUAAUGAUUGUGAGUUCAGACUAUAAUCAAAUGUACUAUCUUUCCUUGAAAGCAUGUAGUCCACUCCUUUCCAUAAUCAAUGUGAAUGUUACCUAGUAGCUCUUUGAAAGCUUCACUCAUUAAAUUUUCCUAACUUAUUCUAGCAGAUACCAGAUGAAAAGAGCGAAGAUGUAUAUUUAGAGCUUCCCUCUACAACUCAGUGGAUUUGUAAUGAGAGUGAUGAAAUGGAAAGGUUAGUUUGUUUGUUUGUUUAUUCACCAGACUGAUUGUUUUGUAAACAGUGACACACCAGAGUGGUAUUCAGUUUGUUUGUUUAUUCACCCAACGAUGAUUGUUUUGUAAAUAGUGACACACCAGAGUGGUAUUCUUGAAAAAUGGUUGUUUACAUUACAAUUAAAAGCAAGCUGAGAUUGUGAGAUGAAGUACUCCAAGUAUAGCAAGUAGGACAAAGAGUUCAUUUUUAUACACGAUUUAUCAUUAAAUUUCCUAUAAUUUCUUUUCAGUGCCUCUGAAAUUUCAGAGGUGGAAUCUGAAAACUCAGACAUGGAUAGUGCUUUCGUAAGUAGCCUUAACUCUGCUGUAUUUAUUUCAAACCUGUUAGCUAGCCAAAGAUAGCGAAGACUCUGCAGUCUGAAUCAAUUUACCAUACAUGUACCUGUACCAGAAUUGCUUUUCAUACUAGAUUAAAGCUCUUGUAAAUUUGGAAGGGUAGGGGCUAAUUUAAUUAGGCAGCCUCAAGUUUACAUGUGUGAGAGUUUAUUAGCUUGUGAUAUCAAAUGAAAAUGAAAAUUUGAAGGUAGUUUCAUGGAUGUCAUGUCGACUUUUUUUGUAAUUUUCCAAGCCUUCAGGAGAGGGAAAUUAUGAAACUUGUGACAAAAUACAUGUGAAAUUAUUUUCCUAAUCCAUGAGUGCAUCACUUGAACACUUAUUCAUGCAGUCUCCCAUGUGAUGUCAUGGAACACUUUUAAGAAUUUAAGAUGAAACCAUAUCAACAUUUUUAUCUUUCAAAAAUGCAGAAUGUAGCCAUUAUGCAAUCUGAAACAAAGCAUCUAUCACUAAGUGAUCUGUUGUUGAGUUGUAUGAACAAGGUGGAAUUGUCUGUUUUCAGAAGGCCUCUUUCAAUAAUAAUUACACUGAAAAAGAGAAUGGCACAAGGUGUUGUGAUCAUGGGUGUCUAGUAAAUAAGAAAUGGUUUAAAGGUCUCUGAAAAUACCUCUAUUUCUGUUUCUAAACUUUAGAACUGCAUUGAGCUCCUUGAAACUGAUGUGGAAGCAGCAUCUUUGUUGGAAAGAGUUAACAUUGCUGAAAAUGCAGAGAGCUAUCAAAGGUUGGUUUGACUAUUCUACACUUCUGUCAGUUUUUCAGCAGAUCAUCAUGUCAAUUAACUGUAGUGCUUACAUAAAAUUUGUUGAUUUGUAAACAGAAUACUUGGGGGACAAGUUUUCAUUGGAGUGGUGACAUUACAGUUUCAAGCCAAGAAGGUUUGCAAUGACAUUGUCAUUUUUGCUCAAAAGAUUACAAAGUGUAUGAAGUUGUUUUAAGCAAUUCUAGAUUUGGUUAUGGUGCAUAUCAUCUGCCUUCCACUCUUCUUACUAAAUUUAAACUUUUUUAUACUUUUUUUUUAGGAUAUUCUUCCCCUCAUUGAAGACCUAGACAAUGCUGGAAUCCGAUUCGUUUAUUUUUCAGCUGAAAAUGAAUUAAGAAGCAGGGUAUUAGUUUCAUUGAAACAUUUAUUUUCACAUGCAUUUGACAAAAAGUGCGUCACUGCCUUAGGGCUGAGAGUCUUUCUAUUCAUCUAGCAAAUCAGGUAGGUUAGAACAAUGAUGAGGAAUUGCAAAGAGCCAAGAGCACUUGCAUCCCUUUGUACCCUGGGUUUGAUUCUCAAACGUGACUGCUGAGAUAAAUUUGCUAUUGGUUCGUUUUCAUCUCUUAAGGUUUCUCUCCAUGUUUCUCCAUGCUGCUCAAACUUGAAGUGUUGCAUGGAGAGCCCUUAAAAUGAUGUGCAAGUGCUGAAUCCAAUUGAAUUUGAAUUUAAUUGACUGUAUAUUUCAUCUACUUGUGGGCAAGUUUCUUAAAAUCUGAGUGAUUUCUUCUAGGUAUUUGCAGAGAGGAUGGGCCUUGAAACUGGAUGGAACUGUCACAUCUCUCUCAGAGAGGGUGGCCAUCUCUUGGACGACCGCGGAAGCAGUGCAACAGUGUCAGACAGGAAUACAGAGAGUCUUUAUGACAUCCAGGAUGAUGCAAAUGUUUCUGGGCAGGAUGGUGAUGAGAAACAUGUCAGCUGGAAAAGGGUCCACACUGAAUCUGCUGAAAAAAGUAAUGGGACAAAAUGUGUUUUUGUAAGUUGGGGGGUGGAAGAUGGGUAAUGAUAAUUAUUCUGAAUAACAAUCAAUAAUAAUUCUUGUCACAAGGUCUGAAAUAUUGAAACAAAAUGUAGCUGUUAACUUUUGUGAUCUUUGCCAGCUACAUUAGUGAUGUUUGUUUUGUCAGUGUGUAGAUCUUAUUUGCUUCCUAGAAGAAAGUUUAUGUCAAGUCCGUCCUGGUUAUUGAGGUGCUACUGAUCGAUCAAGGAAUCAAUUUAAAAGCAUUGGUCAGGAUGAAGUUACCCUCUGUAUCCAAGCCAGAUCAAGGGUCUUGAAAAUAAUUGAGUGACAUAACUUAACAAUCAUGAGAGCAACUUUCCACCAUCCAAUUCAGUCAUGUGCCUCAGUCUGUAAUGUGGUCAAGGUCACCCUGAUCAUUACCAGAUGUUAUUUAUCCGUCUCUCUCUCUCCCUUUUUUGCCUUUCUGCCUUCCUUCCUUCCUGCCUUAAACAACCAUGUUUUCUAGGCCAGCUAAAGUGGGACAUGAAGAGACACCUUUGUUGUGUUAAGCAUGGGGUAAUUGGAGUUGAUUUUAUGUUCUUGCUUGUUCUUAUAGUCUCAAAUAAAGUUGAAGCCGUUGAAAUGGACCCUCUAUUAGAAAGUCAAAGUGAUGGUGGCACUCUACUGGGCAGCAGUCAGAUAUCAGCACCUGAGGAUUAUUGGUUUUUUUCUAACAGGGUAACACUUCAAACAGUGUAGAAUUUUUGUUUGUUUGUUUUUAAAUAGUAAUAAGAGUUUACAGAUCUUGAACUAUUGUGUCAGUACAGAAUUUAAAAUUAAAGAUCACAUUUGCAGUUUCAUUGUGGUACUGCAUAGUAUUACUGGUACUUAGAAGUUAUCCAUUUCAUUUUUGUUUUUUAGCUAAUUUUUUUUUUAUGUAAAAUUUGUAGUGAUAGCAGGCAAUAUUUGUCACUAAUUUGUUUCUCUUGGGAAAGAUCAAACAUUUAAAUUUGACCCCUUCUCCACUGACUGAAUCUUUAACUGUCCCUUCCCAUUACAUACUAGAUAAACAGUUUUGUUUAUCAAACUAACCAUAUCAUUGUAUUGUUUGAUUAAUUUAAUAGCAAAUUUCUCACUUCUCUCUUUUAAAACUUGCAGUUAUUUUAAUUUAUUUUUUGCUUCUCAAUAUCAGGCUAAACUUCCCAGAGGGAUCCAAAACAUCAGGCCUCAUCUGGAGAGUGUUGAUAAUGUUCCUCUUCUUGUUCCCCUCUUCACUGAUUGUACUCCAUCAGGUAAAGGCAGGCACUUUUUGACAGUGGUGAAAGAGCUUACUUCCACCUUGUUGGAGGAAACACUUAAAUUGUGGACCAAAUUUUGUGUUUUGUUUUGUUGUUGUGGUUUUAGCAAUCAAUUGCUUCUCAGCAUUUGUUGAAAUUUGAUUCUUCUAUUUAUUGACAGCUGUUAAGGAGAUGAUUGCGAUAAUGCAAGAUUAUGGAGAGGUGGUCUGUUGUGUAGGAAGUUCAUUUAAUUCUGCUAAUCCUGCCAUAUUUAUUCAGGCAGAUAUAGGGUAAGUUUUACGUCAUAAAAAUUCUUACAGUUGACUGAAUUAGCUUGUUCACCAAGUUUACUUUUUCUUGAGUAAAUGUAAUCAGACUGGAAAAGAAAGACCUUAAAUGGCAUUUCAUUUCAUUUUUUUAGCAUUGCAGUGGAACCCCUCUUUCCCCAACUGUGUUUGAAAGGUUUGCCAAAAGACUUCAGAUCAGGAACACCACAGCUUGGACAAGAAAAUGCCAGAGAAAAACUACAUAGAAGGUUCAGUGACGAACAAUCCAUUGAGGUUGAAAAUGGUGAGCAAAGUAGUUUGAAGGCAGCUAAUUCAAUCAUGACAAUGUGAGUCUGUUGUAAAUUGCUGAGUAAAAUCUCUGUCUGAAAUUUUACACUUUGGUCUAAUAAUCAUUUCUUUCAAAAUCAGCUGAUUUGGUACCAGUAGUUAUAUGUUUAUGUAAAAUUUGAAACUUCAUGUGAACACCAGCAUGUAUGCAGGAAUAUCUGGGGGGUUGGUGGUGGGGGAAGGAAGGGUUAGUCUUAAAACAGUAAUAAAACAGCUUUGGUAGUUUUAUGAAAUUGUCACUGACAGUGACUUUCUCCUGGACAACUUCAGAAAUCCCUCUUCUUCCCCUGUCCUGUGAUGGACUAUUUAAUAUGUUUAAAAUACCCUCUGAUAUUUAACAUUUUGGUUUGUUCCCCAGAGCUGUCCCCACUUGAACUGAGUGCUUUCCUAAAUGCCCUACCAUGUUCCUUGGCAUUCCACAGAGAUGCAAGUUUUAAAUUUUUGAAUUUGAUUAAAGAGGUGAGGUCUGGACUAUAAAAAUAAAGGGCUUGAAGUUUAACUCCCUUUUUUCUUUUCGUUUAGUUUUUUUUUUUUUUUUGACAAGCUAUGCACAAAAAACACCACAUUACUUACUGCUUUCCUUGCAAUUAUUUUGAUCUGAAAGAAACAAAAAGGAGCUUUCUUUUUUAGAGAAAUGAAAGCAAAGCAAUGAAUACCUUUCUACUCUUUUUUUCUCAGGCACGUCGUAUUUGCUUUGGACUCAAAAACUGUUUCUCCUUCAUGCUAUCAUGUCAGUUAGUUCUUUCUACCAUGAUGCUUCUGUCAUCAUGUGUUCUCCUUCCACCUCCCCUGACAGGGCUUCAUCUCCUAUGGUUGUCAUGCCUUAUAGUACCCCUGCUCAGUCUGUCAUUAAUUGGCUCCCCAUCUGAUCCAAAUCUUAUGACAAUGAUGACAGGCAAAAAUGACAAAAACUUCAAGGUAACUUUUAAUAAUAGUUGAUUUCCUUGUGUUUUAGUGUGUAGAGUUAGGUUGUGAUAUCUCAGAUAGUGAGGAGUUUUGUUGUCUUAAUUCUGCAUUGAAUGCAUUGCUUUUUCAGCUAACCAACAACAUUAAAUGUAAGGAUUGAAAAUUUUUCUGCUAGUGAAUUCUGCUCCCCCUCACCCCUGUGCAGUAUUGAUCAACAAUUUUUGAGACAAAAAUUGUGUUUUUCAGUAAAAUUUUAAGUCACUGUUUUUAUUUGUUCAAUUUUCCCUUAGCUAAAUAUUGAUAUUUUUUCCUUUGUAGGAAAUUACCCAUACAGUGUGUUUUUUCUUCAGUGUUUGUUUCUUUCCUUCGCUUUGUAUCUGCUGCCUUAUCCUGUUCCCUUUAAAUCUUCGUGGAAUUUGCUUCUCUCUGAACAAGAAAUCUUCUAACUGUCACUACCUGCUUGGAUUUAGGUAAAGUCACCAUGUUUACUCACUUUUGGCUGAUUCACACUCAAACCAGCUGUACAGUCAUGUAAAAUCCAUUGGUUUGCCUAGCAUGUUAAUCAGAUUGUUCCAAUUAUUUCAAUUUUUUUUUCUAGCAAUCAUGGAACGUUCUUCUUACCAAAAAAUUAUUAUGCAAAUGUCUGAAAAGGUAUAAUAAUUGAAGUAACAGGUGUUAAAGUACAAUUCAAAUUUCCACAGAGAGAGUUGAUAAUUUUUUUCCCGUUUGACCUUUUUUACUUCUUUUUUCCACUUGAAUAGGAACACUACAGAACUGUGGAAUGGCCUGGGAGAAAGUCAUAUUCAAGCAUUAGCCAUGGCUCAGGACAUCAAUGUAUUUUUUCUAGUUCUAAUUUUUGGUAGGUUUUCAGGAACAUAUAUAGACCAAGUAUAAGGUACAAAUCAGAUCAUGGGGAAGCACCUUCCAAAAUCUUACUGCAAUCAUAAUAACCUACAGUUGCCAUAUUUAAUUCUACUUUCUCAUAUAUUUUAUCAGUUGAAAACAUAGGGUGAAGCAUAGUUACCCUCGCGUGAAACUCAGAAAGUCAUGAACACCCAAUGUAAAGAGUGUUAUUUUAUUUCAAAGAAAAACUCAAACUAAACAGCAAAAGCAAUGCCAAAAAUUUUUUGUGGUUUUGAGGGUUUGUUCCCAUAUCUUGAACUUUAUUGUGACUGGUUCGUGAAAAAUUGAUCUGCCAAAAUCAAAGAAGAGGUAUCCUCAGUUUUCAGAGUUUCACUGUUAAUAAUAUUUGACAAUAAUUUUUUUCCUAAAAGAUAUGUACAUGUAAUUCUCCCUGAUUUAGCAAUUCAAUAGCUAAAGAAUAGUUUGAAAGGCAUCAUCAAAAUAGUUUGCCAACUAAAGCUCUCAUGGAACAUCACUCUUGGCUGUUGGAAUGCAUUCUAACUCAAGUGAAUUGAAUUUAGAACUUCACCAUGCAAGAUUUGUACUUGGAAGGUGGCAUGAGAUUAAAACUUUCUGUUUACGGCAAAAAUUCAGCUUGCUUUCCCACACAAAGUAACAAGCCUAGAUUGUCAAUUGUAAGGUCUUACCUCUGUUAGUCUUUUGUACUUUGACAAUAUUAUUGGUAUGUCUCCAUUUUAGUGUUCAUGUCUUCAAGUUACGUACAUCGUCUUCAUUUGCUGUGGAGGAAAUCUCCAUUUAUGAAUAGGUCAUGGAUUAUUUCCGCUGUGGUUAUGUACGUCCUUCAAGUUUUUGUAUUAGUUUUAUCAAAUAUUUGUGCUGUCUUAGAGUACUGUGUGAACAAUAACCAAUGAGGCAUUCAUCACAAUGAACAAAAUCUGAUCUUAUUGUUAUAACUUACACAAAUUGACUAUUUGUGAUAAAAACUACCCAUUAUGACAUGGUGGGAGAUCAGUCAAAAAGGGGGGGAUUGGAUGUGAAGCCUAUUCUUGAGUAGAAAAUUGGUAAAAAACACUUCCCUAUUAGGCAGAAAGUUUGUCAUUUAAAGUCAGGGUUUCUUAAGUGUGCAUGCCAGUCUCAAACACAAUAUUUUUGACAAGAAACUCUGAAUGGAGUAUUCCACAAACUGUAUGGUUUUUUUUUUCAGCCAUUCAAAAGUAUUUGUAACAAUUGACCACAGAAAAUCUAACCUUUCAAAAAUUGUCUUCAAAUGGGCAAAAAAUUGACCUUUGUAACAUAGCCACAGGUGCAGUGGCAAUCUUCAUAAGCAAUUCACUCACAUGUACUGCUCUGGUUGUUGCAAAAAACAACAACAACAACAACAAACAAACAAAAAAAGAGAUUCUAAGGAAUGGAAUAAAAAGUAGUAUGACUUACCAAUAAUUAUACCUUCAGAAAGUGGCCUGGUUGGUAAGGAAGAUUUAAAAUGGCAGCAUCUUUGGUCUAAUUUUUAGCAAAUUUGAAGACAAGUUUCAACGGUUCAGUUAAUCUUUGGGAUCUCAAAAAAAAAUUUUAAUUGGGCAGAUAAAAAGUACAUAGUUUCAGAGGGAUACUUCACCUUUGAAUGAAUCUCAGGCUUGUGUUUUUUGACCAACAGUUUAAUACUCCAGGUAAUUUACUUUACAUUGUCCCAAGUUGGAUGGAGUCGACAUGCCCCCUUGGUGUUUCACCUGACUGAUGUUCCGGUGCCAUCAAUGAUCAUCAUCUUUCUUUGGCCAAUUGUAGCUCUAGCAAUUUGUGAGCUAUUCAAGAGGCGAUACAUUAAGUAAGACCUUUUUCUAUGUCUUCAUGGCAGCAUCCAAAUUAAUUUUUGUGCAGUUUUAAAAAAUAUUGUUUGUUGGGAUGAGGGACUUUUGUUUGUGUGUCUCAAAGUGUUCUGAUACAAAAACAGUUUUUUUCUAAUAUUGCCUGAUAAUGACAAGAAAUAAGCACUCAAUACAUCUCUAUUCUUAACUCUACUUAACCAAGAUGAAGAAACACACCUUUUUUUUAUUGUGAAUUCUUUUAUUCACUGACAUCUGCUAACAUGACUAUCCAGUACAAUUAUUGAUCAAGUGUGACAUCAAGAUGGCUGGAUAUUUUUUUACUUUUUAUGGACUGUGGCGAAGUUGAGUCAUCAUAAUGCAAAAGUAUAACAAGGCUAAUAUCCAGCUAUCUUGAUUGAACAAGCUUGGUCAGUAAAGGAUUUAUAUAUAGCCUAUGGGCACUACCAACUUUAUGUUAACCCUGUAACUCCCAAGAUCUCAUUACUAAUUCUCCUUACUGUCUGCCAUACAGUUCUUGUGAUGUUAGUUUAAAGAAUUUGGUAUUGGAUCUACUUAUAAUCCCCUUAUUGAUAUUUUCUUUAUUCUCAUCACUUGUCUGCUUGAUAUUGUAUUGAUAUUGUAAGGAGAAAUUCUGUCUUGGUCACUCAUGGGAGUUAAAGGGUUAAUAACAUGUGAUGGUUAGAAUUUAGAAUUAACUCUAGCAUCUCCAGUCCAGUCUUUCUGUGAGGAUGCUACAGUCACUAGGAUGGUGGUGCUUUACCCUUUUUUAGAUAUUUUGAAUCUGAUUUCAUAUGCCAUAUUUUUCUCUUUUUGUCUUUGCAGGGAAAGUGUCCGGUUUCAGAGGAGAGCCAAGUUAAAGUUUGGUACAAAGUUAGGAAUGAAUUCACCAUUCUGAUUUACUGUUUUUGCUAACUCUGACUAGAAGGGAAUUCAGAAAAUUUAAGAGGGGUGCCAAAAAAUUUGGGUGAGAGUACAACCUCACUCCUUUCUUAAAAUACAUGACCUUCCCUCUGGAAAGAUAGUGAUGCAGGUUGCAAGUAUGAAUAAACAAGUUAAAAAUAAAAAUGCAAGAAAAAAUGGGCAAGCUAAAUCCACUCACUAGCAUUCCUUUAUGUCUACUCAGCAAAGCUGUUGUAAGACUCCCAGCAAAAAUCAUAAAAAGCUGAUAAAUAACCUCUGUGGAAUGCAGCAUAAAAACUCCAAAUUUACCUCUCAAACAAUGGAAUGAUGGUUUUACCUUCUUCUUGCCAGUGAUUUUUCUUCUAUUUUAGAAGAUCACUUACCUCCACCAUGAUGUCAUCUAAAACAAUAUUUCAAUUUAUGUUCAACCCUCUCAAAACCAUGAAACAGUAACAGAAAUAUUGUGAAUUUUGUACA